AUUUACUUUUGGCACCUGGUAACACUGCGCAGCACCAAAUAAAAGCAGAGGGAAAAAAUCAAAUCAACCGCCAUCUUUCCUUUGCCUAUUUUAUUUAUUUAGUUUAUUUCAUAUUUAAUUGACUACAAAUAUGGAUCGCACAACCGUCGCGCUCUGGAAAGCCGAGGAAAAGGAGCAGAGCGAGAAACUGCACAGGAAGCUGCAGGGUCUGGCACUGGUGCAUCCGUUGCCGGAUGAGUUGCGGAAACUGGUCUCCUGGGACAUGUUCCUUAAACCCAAUCAGGUUGCCUUUGUCCACGUGAUGCACUACCUCUUCCGACUGCUGGAUCCAGCCGAGUUUAAACGUCGCUUUUUUUGGCCGAUUACGGACAAAAAGUCGGAGUCCAACUUUCGAUCAAGCACGGUGGAGUACCUGAAGUAUCUUAACGAUAAACACCAGCUGCACUGGGCCAACAUCAAGUCCUAUCUGGUGGUUAUGCCCGGUGGGAUGAGAUUCAUAAACUUCCUGUUGGAAUUUGUGAGGUUCGUGAUCCAGGAGCAGAUCAAACAGCGCGAGAAGUCACUCGGACAGGAUGCUGGAAUACCUAAUGAGAGUGCCAAGGUCAUGAACCGACAAAAUGUCCUGAUGAAGGAGUAUUCAUCGGUGUACGUUGUCAAUCUCGAGGAGAAUACGGCCCUGCUUCGCCACAAAACCCAGAAGAUUAGGCGCCUAACUGCUGAUCUGUCUGCAGACAUGGGGGUGCCCGAGGAGCAACUGGUGGACGAUGGCUUUUUGGAUGUAUUUGAAGCCACCGCUGCCCUCGGCGUCGAGCGGGUGAUGACCCAACUCACUGAAAUGAAAUUAGAUCUGGAGGAUUCUCUAUGUGGCCUCAAGGAGGUCAUAGAACUAUUUCAGUCCAAGCAGGUGGAGCACAAUCAGAGCAAGGAGGCCGUGAACAAGGCUCUGCGGGGAAUACGAGUCCUAUUUGACUGCGAUCCAGGCACUGAAGGAGGUUUCUAUGAUCAGUUGGCCGGCUCAAAAAUGGAAGCCCUCGUAAACGCCUUCAAUCGCGUCAGCGGCACAAUCGCCGAGCAACUGGAUGCCAACGAUCACUACAAUGAGUCCAACGCGUUUGUCACCACUGACUUGCAGGCGUUGCGUGAGGAACUAACUCAAUCGGAAGUCCAGCUCAACAAUUUACUUAAAAAACUAAAUGAGCCGUCAAAAAAGGAAAAGGGAAGUGCCAACGGCAGUGCCUCCGCCCGAGGACAGCUGUGUGAGCCGGCCACGCCGCGCUUUGAUUCGCUCAUCACCUCCAAGUUUGUGUCCACUCCUCCUAUAAGGAUCGAUUUGGCGGGUGGCAAUGGCCGCAGUGCUCCAGUGCGUCUUGCCCUUCAAGACGAUUUUAACGGCAAACAGUUUGAUGCGUUAAGCAAUAGUUUACUUGCCCCUGCUCCGCCUCGAUCGGCGCGCAAGCUCAAAACCCUCGACCUGUCGAUGGGAAUUGAUCCCAAUGGCACUUUGAACCGAUCUAAGAUCAACGAUCCCAUGCAAAUGCUUCGCACCAUCCACAAGAAUACGUCCAAGGUCAAGACGGCUCCGCAGCCGAAUCUAUCUGCUCUAGGAAGCAAGUGGAAGCAAAUGCAGGCUUCCUUCGGUUUCGAUGAGGCACCAGUGCCGGUAGUGACGGUGAUUUCCCCACAAGCUUCACUGGCGGAUCCCAGUGAUCCCUUUACGCCCUUAAGCGCUAGCGAUUGCACCCGCAUCGAACGAAUUCCUCACACUUCCCAAAACAACAGUUCCCUGGUAGCCAAGAACGCUGCGGUGAUGAAGGUUCUAGAGGUGUCGCGCAAUGUCCUGAACCUCAGCACCUCGCCAUCUGGACGGUUGGACGCCUUGGUACCUUCCACCGAAAUCCACCAGAUGGAUACAUUUAGCGACAGAACCGUUUAUGACUCUCUGUCGUUCGAACCCAAUUUGAACACGGAAAACGACCGGAAUGCUUUAAACGUCUCGCAUAAAUUCGAUUUUGAUCAAAUCGGAAGUGAUGAUGACCUGCAAAACAUCAGCGACAGUGUGCUUAAAGAUUACAUCUUGUAGUCGAAGGCAAUGAAAGAUCGCCAAAAAUGAUUAUAAAUAUAUACUAAUUUAUAGCUUUUCCGCUUAAUACCAACUUGCCAAAUUUGAAUUUCCAAGAUGAAUGGUUUAACAUCGAUAAAAGUGAACUAAAAUAAAAUAAAUAAAUAGGCAAAGAUAUUGGGCUAGAUUUGUAUAACUAGCUGAUAAUAUCGUCGUUAUUAAACGCAACACGAUUUCCUCAACUAUGUUAAAUGAGUCCGAGGCAAUGUCCUGUACCAACGGCCAAAUGUGGAAGCCAGCACCAUGAACGCAAAUAUGAAGGAGCUCAGCCAGUAAAAACCAAACACGUUGAAGAAUAUUGCAAAACAGAACUGUAUAAUUAAAAAUUUUGUUUAGGAUUGGUAAAAAAAUAAAGUUCCCAAUGGUAUCUAAAACAGAA
Molecule: messenger RNA, 2498 nt
Organism: Drosophila rhopaloa
Lineage: Eukaryota; Metazoa; Arthropoda; Insecta; Diptera; Drosophilidae
Gene: dgt6
Product: augmin complex subunit dgt6
Exons: 4
Coding region: 131-2080 (649 amino acids)
Biological process (GO): spindle assembly
Cellular component (GO): mitotic spindle microtubule; HAUS complex
Molecular function (GO): microtubule binding
Source: RefSeq, a predicted model, not a curated record